Messenger RNA from Amphiprion ocellaris (clown anemonefish), 4910 nucleotides. RefSeq names its product mitofusin-1-like. Gene Ontology annotation, molecular function: GTPase activity; GTP binding. Gene Ontology annotation, cellular component: mitochondrial outer membrane. The record is from RefSeq and is a predicted model, not a curated record. The coding region runs from base 2554 to 4761 and encodes 735 amino acids. The transcript has 17 exons. NCBI's taxonomy places the organism in Eukaryota, Metazoa, Chordata, Actinopteri, Pomacentridae. Gene Ontology annotation, biological process: mitochondrial fusion; mitochondrion localization.
ACACAACAACACACAACACUACACAACAAUACACCACACUACACUACACUACACAAUACACAACACUACACAACAACACUACACAAUACACAACACUACACAACACCACACAACACUACACAACACUACACAAUACACAACACUGCACAAUACACAACACUACACAACACUACACAAUACACAACACUACACAACAACAGACAACACUACACAAUACACAACACUACACAACAACAGACAACACUACACAAUACACAACACUACACAACAACACCACACAACAGUACACAACACUACACAACAAUACACAACAAUACACACUACACAAUACACAACACUACACAACUCUACACAACACUAUACAACAAUACACAACACUACACAAUACACUACACAAUACUACACAAUACACAACACUACACAACACUACACAACACUGCACAACACACAACACUACACAACAAUACACAACACUACACAACACUACACAUCACUACACAACACUUCACAGCAAUACACAACAAUACACAACAAUACACAACAUUACACAACAAUACACACCAAUACACAACAAUACACAUGAAUAAACAACAUUACACAAGAAACAACAAUGCACAAAAAUAAACAACAAAACAUAGUACACAACAAUACACAACAAUACACAACACUACACAAGGUUACACCCUGUGUUUUUGUGUUCCACCUGUAGGAACCUGUAUCUAGAUAGAACUUCAUUCCUUUGCUGCUUUUCAACAUUCAGUCUAAUCUAUCUGAGUUUUGUACCAGAAUUUACAAAAACAGCUUUUAUCAUUCUAAAAUAUUGUCUAAUAAUUAAAAAUAUAAAAUGUAAAACAAAAGACUGAAGGAGUAUUCUGGUCUAGAAGUCCUAAAUGGAUGAUCUGAGGUCAGUGAUUGGAGGAUAAAGACUCCUGGAUCUGAAGGUUCUGUCUCUGGUGGAUCAGAACUCCUGGAUAGAACGACACCAUGAAGACUGAAGAACCAAGAAACUCUGAGAAAAGGUUGUUGAAAAGCAUCAGUCAGGACGAUACAAGAACAUUUAAAGUUCCUGAAGAUCUCCUGGAGUCCAGUUAAAUCCAUCAUUAAGAAAUGGAAGGAAGAUGGAACAUGAAUAAAUUUGACUAGAGCAGGACGUCCUCAAGACCUGAGAGACUAGAGAGGGAGGCCACCAAGACUCCCAUGACUCCUCUGAAGGAGAAAAAGACUAGAGAGGGAGGCCACCAAGACUCCUAUGACUCCUCUGAAGGAGAAAGAGACUAGAGAGGGAGGCCACCAAGACUCUUAUGAGUCCUCUGAAGGAGAAAGAGACUAGUGAGGGAGGCCACCAAGACUCCUAUGACUCCUCUGAAGGAGAAAGAGACUAGUGAGGGAGGCCACCAAGACUCCUAUGACUCCUCUGAAGGAGAAAGAGACUAGAGAGGGAGGCCACCAAGACUUCUAUGACUCAUCUGAAGGAGAAAGAGACUAGAGAGGGAGGCAACCAAGACUCAUAUGAUUCCUCUGAAGGAGUUCCAACUUCAGACUGUUCAUCCAACAACUGCUGUCUGCUCUUCACCAGUCAAAGCUUCAUGGAGACAAAGAGAAAGACUCUGAUGGAAAAAGCUCCAAUUAAAUCUGGACUAAAGUUCACCAGAAGACAUGUGGAGACUCUGAAGACACCUGGAAGAAGGUUCUGUGGUCUGAGGAGACCAGGAUGAAGCUUUGUGACCAUCAGACUACAUGAUAUGUUUCACAUCAUCACAAACACACCAUCCCCACUGUGAAGCACGGUGGUGGCGGCAUCAUGAUGUGAAGCACGGUGAAGAAGGAGGUAAAACUUCAAAUGUUCAGACUGAUGGAGACCAACAGGAUCCAUGAUGGACCUGAAGGUUCAUCUACUAGAUCCUGAUUGAUGGAGUCACUGAUUUAUGGUUUAUAUUUACUGACAUUAUUUUGGAUGGAUUUAAUGUUGAAAAUUAACAAAUGAGGAAAACCUGCAGAUGAAUCAUUCUGAGACGUAAUGGAGAUAUCUGUACGUGUGUAACUGUGUGUGUGUGUGUGUAUAGGAGUGUGUAGGUGUGUGUGUGUAGGUGUGUGUGUCGGUGUGUGUGUGUGUGUGACUGUGUGUGUGUGUGUGUAUAGGAGUGUAUAGGUGUGUGUGUGUGUGUGUGUGUGUGUGUGUGUGUGUGUGUGUGUGUGUCUCUGUGCGUGUGUGUGUGACUGUGUGUAUAUAGGAGUGUGUAGGUGUGUAGGUGUGUGUGCAUGUGUGCGUGUGUGUGUAGGCGUGUGUAGGUGUGUGUGUGUGUAGGUGUGUGUGUGUGUGACUGUGUGUGUGUGUGUGUAUAGGAGUGUAUAGGUGUGUGUGUGUGUGUGUGUGUGUGUGUGUCUUGGUGCGUGUGUGUGUGACUGUGUGUGUAUAUAGGAGUGUGUAGGUGUGUAGGUGUGUGUGUGCAUGUGUGCGUGUGUGUGUGUGUGUAGGCGUGUGUAACUGUGUGUGUGUAACUGUGUGUGUGACUGUGUGUGUGUGUGUAGGUGUUUGUUUGUGUGUGUGUGUGUAUGUGUGUGUGCAGGUGUGUGUGUGUGUGUGUGUGUGUGUGUGCAGGUGUUAUGGACGAAGUGGAUCCGUCUCCUUUACGGCGUUUCGUCAUUGCUAAGCGUUCGAUCACCUCCAUCUUUGAUCAGCUGCUGGACUUUGUGAAAGAUGGCUCCGCCUUCGUGGAUGAGGCGUGGCGGAGCGACGACCUGGCCCAGGUGGUGGUGGAGGAACAGAGUCUGGAGCUGCAGAGCUGCUUCACCAAACUGUCCACCAUCAGGGAGGUUCUGCUGCGAAGACACAUGAAGGUGGCCUUCUUCGGCAGGACCAGUAACGGGAAGAGCACCGUGAUCAACGCCAUGCUCAGAGACCGGGUUCUGCCCAGCGGCAUCGGCCACACCACCAACUGCUUCCUGAGCGUGGAGGGAACCGACGGAGAUGAGGCCUUCCUCACCACCGAGGCGUCGGCCGACAGGAGCAGUGUCUCUACGGUGAACCAGCUGGCUCACGCUCUCCACAUGGACCCCACCCUGGACUCUGGCAGUUUGGUCAAGGUGUUCUGGCCUAAAAGCCGCUGCACCCUGCUGAGAGACGACCUGGUGCUCAUGGACAGCCCGGGGACUGACGUCACUCUGGAGUUGGACACCUGGAUCGAUAAGUUUUGUCUGGACGCAGACGUCUUUGUUCUGGUGGGAAAUGCCGAGUCGACGCUGAUGAACACGGAGAAACUCUUCUUCCAUAAAGUCAGCGAGAGAAUCUCCAAACCCAACAUCUUCAUCCUCCACAACCGCUGGGACGCCUCGGUGAUGGAGCCAGAGUACAUCGAAGAGGUGAGGAAGCAGCACCUGGACCGCUGUGUCACGUUUCUGGCCGAAGAGCUGAAGGUGGUCGGGCUGGACGAGGCUGAAGGGAGGAUCUUCUUCGUCUCCGCUAAAGAAGUCCUCAGCUCCAGGAUGCAGCAGGCGCAGGGCAUGCCUGAGACAGGUGGUGCUCUGGCUGAAGGUUUCCACGAGAGGCUGAGAGAGUUCCAGAGGUUUGAGAGAACAUUCGAGGAGUUCAUCUCUCAGUCUGCGGUGAAGACCAAGUUUGAGCAGCACACGGUCCGAGCCUGGCAGAUCACUGAGGCCGUCAGAGCUGUGAUGGAUGCCAUCAACAUCGCCGCCGCCGACAGGAAGAUCUGCUGCCUGGAGGACCGGGAGGAGCAGAGGGAUCGGCUGGACUUCGUCCGAGGACAGAUUAACCGUCUGAGUGACAGCAUCAAGGAGAAGAUCAAGACUCUGACGGAUGAAGUCGCUGCCAAGGUUGCGUUGGCGCUCUCGGAUCAGAUCCGGUCUCUUCCGGUUCUCGUGGAGGAGUUCAGAGCCGACUUCAACCCGACGCAAGAUAAUCUGCAGCUCUACAAAACUAAGCUGCAGCAGCACGUGGAGGAUCGGCUGGUCGGCUGUUUGGCUCAUCGCUGUUCGGUCGGAGCCCUCGGAGACGUCAGAGACGCCCAGAGACACAUGAUCGACAGUGUCCAUCCUCUGCUGUCCACCUCGGUCCAGGAGCAGCUGUCCUCUCCGUCCUCCUGCUUCCAGCUGACCUACGACCUCGGCCUGGCGGCGCUCUGUGCUGACUUCAGGGAGAACAUCGACUUCCAGUUUUCUCUGGGCUGGACGGCGCUCGUCACGCGCUUCAUUGGAGUCGCCAACGCCAGGCGGGCCCUGAGCGGCUCCGACGGCCGACUGCAGGAUGGCUCCACCUUCAAGGAUGAGAUGGUGGUUUCCAUAGCAACCCGUCUGGUCUCCGUCACCUCCCGGGCGUCCAUGACGGUGCUGGUGGUUGGUGGAGUGGUGUGGCGUUCGGUUGGCUGGCGUCUCAUCGCUCUGUCCUUCUCUCUGUACGGAGUCCUCUACCUGUACGAGAGACUCACCUGGACCGACGCCAGCAGGGAGCGCGCUCUGAAGCGGCAGUUUGUGGAACACGCCGCCCGCCGCCUCAGAACCGUCGUCCCCGUCACAAGCUCCGCCUGCGGCCAGCAGGUGUACAAGGAGCUGUCUGCGACCUUCAGCCGUCUGACCCAGAGAGUGGACCUGAGCGAAGCCGAGUUGGAGGGAACCAUCCGCCAGCUGUGCUUCAGGAUCCAGAGACUGGAGAACGUCCAGAGGAGGUCCAAGGCCUUCAGGAACCGAGCGACGGAGCUGGAGACGCAGCUGGAGGCCUUCUCUGUUCACUACCUGCAGGGAAACUGAAGGAGAAGAACUGCUGAGAGUCUGACUCACCUGUCUGGAUGAAGACCUCUCUGCUGCAGAUGUCCAGAUGUUUCUCCUCCUGAUUCUCUCUGCACAUGUAGAAUUAUCUCUGAUCGCUAAAAUUAAUAAAGAAAACCGUUUUAAAUUCA